AUGGAUAAUAGACGGUACCGCCAAAAUAGAGCCGGCUUGAUAACCCUACUAGUGGUUUCCGCCGUGGUGGUAGCUGUUGUGGUGCCUGUGUCUGUCUAUUUCGGGGCGAUCCAGACGUCAAGAAGCACCGAGCCAUCCGAGCCAAGACCUAGAACUUCUAGGACAUCUACGGGGACAGCAACAUCAGCGGUGCAAACAUUAGAUGUGGGAUCAUCAACACAAGUCGUACGGACGACUCUAACGACGGUCACUCGAGGCUCAUCGACUACAACAGAAACAUCCACGUCAUCAUCUGUAGGAUCUACGGUUCCAGAACAAGAUCUCGAGGAGAUCCAGAGAGUACUUCUACGCCGUCACAAUGAGCUCCGGGGCCUUCAUGGAUCUCCCAACUUGACAUGGAACGACGAGCUCACAAGGUUCGCAGCCAAUUACGCAGCCAACAACUUCAGUUGUGACAAUGUUCAGUUGAUCCACUCCGGUGGACCUUACGGCGAGAACUUGGCUGCCGGAUACCAGGGAGGAGAGUCACCGGUGAACGCAUGGUAUGAUGAAAUCAGCCUCUACAACUACAACGAUCCAGGAUUUGCCGAAGCGACGGGACACUUUACCCAGUUGAUCUGGAACACCACUUUGGAGCUAGGGUGUGCCAUAGUGAACUGUAAUAAUGCUUGGUCACAAUACACCAUCUGUGAGUAUUAUCCGAUGGGAAAUAUUGUUGGAUCUACACGGGAGCGAACGCAAGAGUUGUUCCGACAGCAUGUGCCGCCUCUACUAGACAGUUAG
Sungouiella intermedia is the source of this 783-nucleotide messenger RNA. The record is from the annotation of a GenBank genome assembly. NCBI's taxonomy places the organism in Eukaryota, Fungi, Ascomycota, Pichiomycetes, Serinales, Metschnikowiaceae.